Molecule: messenger RNA, 744 nt
Organism: Thelazia callipaeda (thelaziosis nematode)
Lineage: Eukaryota; Metazoa; Nematoda; Chromadorea; Rhabditida; Thelaziidae
Source: the annotation of a GenBank genome assembly
AUGACAAGUUUGGAAUUCAAGCGAUGGCUAAGCCUCAUAGUGUUACCUUUACUAACUCUGGCCGUGGAAGAUAUUUUCCUUGGUGAUAAUAUUUAUUUUGCUGUCAAUUGUGGUGGACAGGAACAUGUAGAUAUAUAUGGUGUUCAUUAUCAAGCAGAUCCAUUACAUGUUGGCAUUGCAUCGGAUUAUGGUAGUAGGUUAUCAAUAAUGAGGGUUGAUUCGCACGAUGCAAUUCUUUAUCAAACUGAAAGAUACCACACCAAUGAUUUUACCUAUACAGUACCUGUACCUGAAGAAGAUGGCGAAUACACUUUAGUUCUGAAAUUUUGUGAAGUUUAUUUUCAAUCGUCUCAACAAAAAGUAUUUGAUGUUCUGCUCAAUGACGAGGUGAUGAUUGCAGAAUUAGAUAUAUUUAAAGAGGCAGGAGGCAUUGGUGUCGCCUAUGAUCAUUUGUUGACUUUCUAUGGCUCUUUGGAUAAUCCGAAAAUCAAUGCAUUUUAUAUCUACCGUGGUUCGAAAUCGGAUAUCCCACCUUUAUACGAAAUGUCAUUUGAAGACGAUAUAGAGGGUGAAGAGAUGGAUGAAGAAACAGAUACUGAACCCCGUGGUGAGGUUAGUCGUUUCGAAGAUGAACCCCUGGUGGAGGAUCCUUAUGCAGAACAGGACACUAGCCAUAUGUUCAUACCGUUUCUUGUUGCCUUUGCUUGUUUUUUUCCAGUUUUAUUUUGCUUGUGCAAGUUGUAA